Molecule: messenger RNA, 3242 nt
Organism: Sphaerulina musiva SO2202
Lineage: Eukaryota; Fungi; Ascomycota; Dothideomycetes; Mycosphaerellales; Mycosphaerellaceae
Product: glycosyltransferase family 22 protein
Exons: 3
Coding region: 1-1767 (588 amino acids)
Biological process (GO): protein N-linked glycosylation
Cellular component (GO): endoplasmic reticulum membrane
Molecular function (GO): alpha-1,6-mannosyltransferase activity
Source: RefSeq, a predicted model, not a curated record
AUGUCACUAUCUAGCCAUUACAGCUGGCGUGCUCUUCAAAUUGGCUACUCGAAUCGACAGAGUCCUACGCAUAGGCUCUCGAAUGAGUCCAGGGCAUUCAACAUGCUAGGAGACGCCAUCCUAGACCUGCUACUCCCAUCCCUCAUCCUGCUGCAAUUGUUCGCAGCCCCUUACACGAAAGUUGAAGAAUCCUUCAAUAUCCAAGCCACGCACGAUAUCCUGGCACAUGGAAUACCUUUCGUCAACAGCACCGAGAGUCUAGCCGCCACAUACGAUCAUGUCUCCUUUCCGGGCUCCGUUCCAAGAACUUUUGUAGGCGCUGCCAUUCUCGCAGGCAUUGCCAGCCCAUUCCGGGCCUUUUUUGGAUCUCAAGAGAGUAUCCAGCUCCUCGUCCGAGCGAUUCUGGGACUGGGUAAUGCUGCUGCGCUGUGGUCUGUAAAGAAUGCAGUGGACACGGCAUAUGGCAAGACGGCUGGUCGAUGGUUCAUCUUACUGCAGUCUAGCCAAUUUCAUGUCGUAUUCUACGCUUCACGAGCUUUGCCGAAUAUGUUCGCUUUCAUCUUGACCAACCUGGCAUUGAGGAGCUUGAUUCUGGUCAAAGCUGUGGCGUGGAAGACUAAUCGCAGCUCGAAACGGAGACGACUUGCGCUCUACUUGCUCACUGUGGCGGGAGUGAUAUUUCGGUCUGAAAUUGCUAUUUUGCUGGCUACGGAAACGAUAUAUCUCCUCUAUCAACAGAGGAUAUCAUUCGCCAAGGAGAUCGUCCCUGCCGGCGUCGCAGGUCUUAUACUCGGUCUGUUGACUACCGUUUCUGUCGACUCCUUCUUCUGGCAACAAUGGCCGCUCUGGCCAGAGUGGGUUGGUUUCUACUAUAACACGGUUCUGGGCAAAUCAUCCGAGUGGGGGACGAGUCCGAUGCACUUCUACUUCCUCAAUGCCAUACCGCGGCUGUUACUCAAUCCCAUGAGCUACCUGGUCCUCAUCCCAUUCUCGUUGCAGAGUCACAUCAGCAAAGACAUCCUGAUCCCACAAAUCGCCUUCAUCGCCAUAUACAGCCUCCUCCCACACAAGGAAUGGCGCUUCAUCAUCUACACCAUCCCCGCCUUCACGGCCGUAGCCGCAGGGGGUGCAGGAUGGAUUUGGACCCGCAAAGCAAAGUCGACCAUGUACAAGCUUCUGAGCCUCCUCCUCCUCACCACCACUUUAGUCUCAUUCGCCAUCAGCUCCACACUCGUCUACAUCUCCAGCCUCAAUUACCCCGGCGGCCAAGCCUUAUGGCUCCUCCACCAAAUCGAACCCGAGUACCGCGUGCCCGUCCACGUCUAUCUCGACAACUUGGCCUGCCAAACCGGCGUCACCCGCUACCAGCAAAUCCGCGCGCAUUGGAUCUAUGACAAAACCGAGCAUCAGGAAAGUCUACUCGACCCCAUGUUUUGGCAACAAUUCGAAUACGCCAUUGUCGAGAAUCCUGCUCGGGUCAUUGGAAGUUGGCAACGAAUGGCGACCGUGAGUAAGUUUGCGGGCAUCACGAUCCUUCGACCGGGAGAAGACGAGGUCAAAGAUCGUGUGGUGCUGUUACCCAUGACGCCUGCUUGGGGCCAAUUCGGAUUCCGUCUGCAAGAGAAGUAUUUGCGAGUCGUGGAAAUUGCGAGACGGUUUGUCACGGGAGGGUAUUGGCCUGCGGUGAAGAUGGAACCUUCGUUAUAUAUUCUUUGGAGGGAACCACCGCCUCGUGUGAGAGAAGGGUUUCCUAUGCCGCCAGGAUAGGUGGAUGUAAUUUACUCUGCGAUGUUUGAUUCUUUGAGCAUGAAGUAGUUGAGAAACACGGCAUACUCAGUAAGAGGUAAAAUGCGGCUGCUGUCGAAUUCAUGGUCGGCCCAAAAAUGUAAAGAUGUACAGUAUAUAUAGCCUCGACGAUAUAUUGUGUCAUUCAGUACCAUAUGCGGGUAUAUCUAGCUAGCAUAUCUAGCUAGCAUGUAAUGUCCAUGACAGAUAUCUAUCUCUAUGAAUUUGGCCUUUCGGUACUACUACAACAGGCGACGCAUCAUCCAGGAAUUUGCACUUACUUCCUCCGACAAGCAUAUUGUAGCACUUACAGCAAUGGGUUGGAGCGAUACUCUGGCGCCUCGCCAUUUGUGGGUGGCUUUGCACCAUUGUCGCCCUCGGGACCAUCUUGAGCAAGUUCGUGCUCGGCGAGGAAUUUCUCGGCUUCUAGAGCAGCCAUACAGCCAGAGCCUGCUGAUGUGACAGCUUGUCGGUAUUUCUUAUCCUGAACAUCGCCUGCAGCAAACACACCAGGUACGUUCGUCUCAGUCGUGCCAGGCGUAGUCAGAAGAUAUCCAUCCUCGUCCAUGUUCAACUGUCCCUUGAAGAGAUGUGUGGCUGGGUCGUGUCCGACAGCAUAAAAGAGUCCGUUCGCGGGAAUCUCCUCCUGCUCGCCAGUCUUGUUGUUCUUGAUGACCAUGCUCUGCAUCAAUCCUCGUGGACCGUCUUCUCCCUUGAUCUCCACGCCUUGCGAGUUCCAUUUAAUGUCCACCUUGGGGUGCUCCUUGAGUCUCCUCGCGUUGGCCUUGCUUGCUCGCAGCUCGUCUCUGCGGACCAACACCGUGACUUUGCUGGCCUUCUUGGUGAGGUAGAGAGCCUCUUCCACGGCGCUGUCACCACCUCCAAUCACGACCAACGGCUUCUCGCGGAAGAUGGGAAGAGAGCCGUCGCAGACUGCACAUGCAGAAACACCAUUUCCCCAGAACUUCUCCUCGCCGGGCAGAUCCAAUCUCCUCGCCUUGGCUCCCGUCGCGAUGAUGAUGCUGUCGGCAGUGUGGGUCUCGGGCUCGAGUGACUCCUCGUCGCCCAUGGGAUGUAGCCAAAACUUGAACGGCCUCGAGCUAAAGUCUACCUUGCCUACAGUCUGGCUGACAAUCUCGGUUCCACACGCCUCGCUCUGCGCGCGCAUGUUGUCCAUGAGCGUAGUGCCCUUGAUCAUCUUGAAGCCGGGAAAGUUCUCCACUUCAUCGGUAGUGGUCAGCUGUCCACCGGCAGCGAUGCCGAGCGCGAGGAAACCCUCGUACAGGACGGGUUUGAGAUCUGCACGAGCAGCAUAGAUGGCGGCGGUGUGGCCUGCGGGGCCCGAGCCGAUGAUGACAACCUUGGAGUGUGUCAUUCUGGCGGUUUGGCUCAGGAUGGGCGAGGUCGAAACGGGAGAAGCGGAGGCGGCGGUGGUGGUGGUGGUGGGGUGGGGCUUG